Molecule: messenger RNA, 2242 nt
Organism: Neohortaea acidophila
Lineage: Eukaryota; Fungi; Ascomycota; Dothideomycetes; Mycosphaerellales; Teratosphaeriaceae
Product: fungal-specific transcription factor domain-containing protein
Exons: 2
Coding region: 140-2143 (667 amino acids)
Biological process (GO): DNA-templated transcription; regulation of DNA-templated transcription
Molecular function (GO): DNA binding; zinc ion binding; DNA-binding transcription factor activity, RNA polymerase II-specific
Source: RefSeq, a predicted model, not a curated record
GCGCAUGCAACCUCAAAGUCUAACCGUCCGACGGUACUCCACGCCUUACCAACUCGUCACAAUCAAUGCAUUUCUGAGCCGCCUAGACACGCGACCCCUGUCGUGGGCUGUCAAUGCACCACUUAACAUCGAAUGAGACAUGGAGUUGACAUUCGUCAACCAAUAUGCUGGCGAUGCGCCGAAGCGCAGACGUCUGGCGCAGGCGUGCUCUUUUUGCCGACAACGGAAGAAACGAUGUAUACACACGACGGACGCGAUGGGCUCGGACGACUCGGAGCCUGAGACCACACAGAUUGAGCAGGACGAGUCUCGAAACGGGGACCGCAGGCACUCCUCGACCAGCUGGCGAAGGAGAUCCUCUCGCUUUUCAGUCGCCUCGGCUCCGGACGACAUCACGAAAGCGCCGUCGAGUACUGAUGAGCCUUUGAAUCACACGCAAUCUGCAUCAGGGAGCGGUCGAGCACGUUUUGUCAGUGACCUCGCGCCCGAGUCCACGCUCCUCGACCGUCCUGUGCCGAAUGCAGAUCUCCGCCGCCGACAACCCAACGAUGAUAUUGGCCUUUGGAUUGACCGCAAAGAAUGGGAGGCCCUCACUUCUCCUGCAGAAGCCGUGUCGCAACGCACGCAAAAGCCGCAUCCCACCGUCAUCCCGCCUUUGAUCGAGAUCUACUUUACUAAAAUCCAUCCUAUCCUGCCUUUGCUCUCCGAGCAGGACUUUCGGCGCGAGUGGAAAAACAACACUGCUCCUGAGAUCCUCAUCAACGCCAUGUGUCUCGUCGCAGCCAAAGACACCAGCGCCGUGCCGCACCUCAAACUCACGGACUCCGCCAACUCCUCUUCAACCAGCACCACCGUAUCCGCGCGCCGCUUCAGCAACACGCUUCACCACACCAUCACUAAAGCCCUCAAAAGUACACCGCCAACCAACAAAAUCACCCUCAUCCGCAUUCUCGCUCUCACCUCUCUGCACACGCAAGGCCCGGAUGGCCAAGAAGAAGCGUCGAUGCAUAUUGCCCAAGCCAUGCAUCACGCGCAGACCCUCGGCCUGCACCUUGCCAUCACCGGCUCUGUGGGCAAAGAAGCGGAGAUGAAACGCCUCUUCUGGUGUCUAUGGGCUAUGGAUCGCACUAAUGCCGUGACCAAUAGUCGUCCAGUCAUCAUGGGCGACCGCGACAUUGCCAUCGAAGACUUCCCACCAGGCUCGAGCGGAUUCCCUGCAUUCGAAGCGUGGCUACGCGUGGCGCAACUCCUCAACAAAGUCAUCGACUUCUACCGUCCAACAAGCGACACAGACGCCACAGGCUGGGAAGGCGACUACCCAGGCCUGGAAGAGAUAAUCGACGAAGUCGGCGGCUGGGGCCUCAGCGCCUCCAUCCUCGCCACCAUCCACCUCUUCUACCUCAGCGUCGGCAUCCUCUCGCACCGCACGCGCGGCUUCCGCGCCGUGCCCCGAGGAAUCGGCUCCAGCAUCCGCCAACGCCUCUGCGCAAUCGAAGUCGUGCGCCUCCUCACCGGCCCGGCAUCUUCUACUUCUCCUCCCACGGCACUACAUCCCUUUCCCAUCCUGCCCUACGCUGUCUCCCUCGCUCUCUCCGUUUCCUACCAGCACCUCCGCCAAUCCCAACUCGAGCACCAGCAAGCCGACGCCCGCGAGGAUUUCCGAACCUGCUGUGCGUUACUGAGCAAACUGCGGCGCACGUGGAGUUCCGCGGAUAUCAUGGCCACGCUGGCGAAGAAGGUGCUCGAUCAAUUGGAUCGCGCGCCUAGUUUGGCAUCGUAUCGCGUCCCGCGGACGUAUGGGCAAGGCGUUCGAGGCGAUGAUGCAGAGGCUGAUGCCCCGCCGGGGGAUCUGAUCCUCCCUCCUUCAGCGUGUGUGGCUGAUUUCGGUGCUCGACCUGGGGAGCGAACGGAGGCACCUACGACGGAGCAAGGCGGGAAUCUGGCUACGCCGGGAGCAGUGGUGGAGGGUGAUGGCUCGGUGGUGGGGAAUGCGCAGGCGGCGGAGAACGGGAUUGCGCUGUUCGACAACAUGGACGAUGUCUUCGGCACGUUUAUGGAUCCCAACUACCCGCUGAAUCUGGACGACAUGUCGUACCAAUUCCCGGCCUGGGAUAUGAAUUUUGAUGGCUCGGUAGAUAGUUGAGGUACCGAGUGCGCGUUGCUCUAUGAUACAAGCACGAGAAGCCUCUAGUUGAUCUGCCCUUGGUCUCCUCUGGACCCAAUUACUCCCAGUCCUCAGACC